This is a messenger RNA of Orbicella faveolata, 2022 nucleotides long. Its product is annotated as ras-related protein Rab-30 pseudogene. The record is from RefSeq and is a predicted model, not a curated record. Lineage: Eukaryota; Metazoa; Cnidaria; Anthozoa; Scleractinia; Merulinidae.
GAAAAUACGCGCGUGGAUAAUCAAUCAAGCUAGUAAAUUAGUUCUGGUGUCGAACAAAGAGUAUUUUUUAUCACAAUCUAAGCCUUUGUUCGUAAAACGUCUUUCUUCACAUUCACCAGGUGCCUUAUUCUUUCCAAUUUAAGAUUUGCGAACCUUUUGUAACACUAGUCGCGACGAUUACUUUGUAAAAGGAAACAUUGAAUAAAGCAGCUUUCUUAACACCGGAAAAAAAUUGAACGCUUUCAUUUUGAAAAGGUCAAAUCUCGCUCGGCAAGCGUGAUUGUAUGGUUGCUGGGCCCCGAUAAACGCUCAAAAGAACUAGACGUAGCGUCGUUAGAAGUAAAAGCCAUUGUUUAGCUCAUAAAACUGAGCCACAUGACUUCAAACUUGUCCAGUAGAGACAGCAAGCGUCUAUAAAUGCCUUGAACUCUUUACGGCGCUAUCUACAAUCCCAGAAUUUGCGCGAAGCCAUAAUCAGCAUCGAUCUCAAUAAAAUCAAAAUGUAAACAACUUCUCGUGGUCGAUUCGCUGCAGCCUCAGCCCAACUCGCCCGGCGUCACAAAAUACACGUGCCUUCGAGUGCGUGUAAUGGGUCACGUGGCCUACUGUAUUGUUUAGUCUGGCACGCGAACGGCUCGCGAGGCAGGUGCAAGAAAUAAACAUAUGUUUUGAGCAAUAUCGUGUGUGGCACGCGCCUCCUUUUUUGUUGGCAAACAAGUAAUUCCUCGAGGGACUCGACACAAAGCUUUGUGUUUCUUUCAUGUAAAAGAAUAAUGCAUUUACAAUGUGUCAAAUGAGCGGCGAAAGGAAAUUGCGCGCUUUGAAUAGAAACAAUAACCACGCAACGGUGAACACCCUUUAAGCUGAGCCUACCGCUGGGCAGGGCCGUAUAUAAAAGGAGAGCGCAUGGACUUCCUUUUCAGUUUUACUCUUUACUCGGGCAGAACGCACAGCUGAGAGACCAGAACACUGAGAAGAUUUGCUGAAAAAAAAAACCAUGGAAGAUAUGUCUAGAGACGACUUCAAAUAUUUGUUCAAAAUUUUAGUAAUCGGAGACGUGGGUGUUGGAAAAACAUCUUUGAUCAGAAGAUUUACCAGAGGAUACUUCGCCGAGAAUAUCACUUCGACAGUCGGCGUCGAUUUGGAUUCAAGGAUUUUGAACAUUCACGGCGACAAGGUGAAACUUCAGUGCUGGGACACAGCCGGACAAGAAAAAUAUCGCUCGAUCACACAGAGCUACUACAGAAAUGCAGAUGCUGUUAUCAUGGUAUUUGACCUUACGAAUCGAGGCUCGUUCGCCAGCAUACCUCAGUGGCUUAUGGAUGUACAGCGUUACACUUCGAAGAACGCGGUCAAAGUUCUCGUCGGGAACAAAACGGACUUGAAAGGCGCUAAGCGCAUGGUAAAUUCUAGAUCUGCUGCGAACCUCGCGGAGUUCGAAGACUUGCUGUACAUUGAAACGUCCGCGAAGUGGGACGAUAACAUUGAAACUCUUUUCACAGAACUAGCUGAACAAUUGCGAGAGAACGCAAAAAGCAAGAGUUUGAACCGCUUCAACAACGGCAACAACAAUAACAGUGUUGCAAAGAAGAGCUUCAGUAUCGUGUCUUACAUCAAACGGUUCGGAGAAAAAUUGCCGAUUCAAAACCCUUCGAUUUUCUGUCGAAUUUAAUGUUUGAAAAUUGAACUUUGUGACAAUUUCAGGGACAAAAGACCGAACAAGGUGUUUUGGUUCUUGCUCUUGCUUUCGUUUAAUAAUGAAUUAUGUAAAAUGAUUAUUUGGCGCUUCGGAGAUCACUUAGAUCAUGUUGAUACAUUUGGCGAAGAUAAUGUCAAAAUUAGAAUUUCAGCUUGGAAUCAAGCUCAAUCAAUCUGCUUCAAAAAUUAAUUAAUGGAAUGUAAAUUGGCGCGGAGCACUCUGUAGAUAUGUAUAUUUUAUAAGAAAAUUAUAUUUGUAAGAUAAGCAGAAGAUGUAAUAUAGAAGUAUGUGUAAAAUAAAAAUCUCUCAGUUAUAUAAAGUUA